Messenger RNA from Anthostomella pinea, 1524 nucleotides. The record is from the annotation of a GenBank genome assembly. NCBI's taxonomy places the organism in Eukaryota, Fungi, Ascomycota, Sordariomycetes, Xylariales, Xylariaceae.
AUGCCUGGCUCAACCUCGUGCGGGCUGCCCGUGCCGGAUCCCUGCAUCUCAUUCUGGCAGCAGACAACGCGGUCUUUUCCGUAUCUACAUGCCAAUCGAGAUGCCGCAGCACCAUCCGGGGAAGACGGCAGCAUCAAAUAUGCCAUCAUCGGAUCUGGGAUAUCGGGUGCCCUGACUGCUUUUAAGCUACUUGAGGGUGGAGUUGCGCAGCGAGAAGUCGUGAUCCUGGAGGCCCGAGAAGCCGCCAGCGGUGCGAGUUCACGGAAUGCAGGCCAUGUCAGACCUGAUGCUUUCCGCGGUUUCGCACCUUACGCCCGGCUCCACGGCCCCGAACAGGCUCUCAAGAUCCUGGACAACGAGAGCGCCGUCUUCAAGGCAGUCGAUGCGUUCGUCAAGCAGCACAGCGUGCCUUGCGACUUUAACCCGACCACCACGUUCGAUGUGUGUCUCACGCAGGAAUUCGCCGACUUUCUCGCUCAGAGCUUCGCCGAGUACCGGGACGCCGGCGGCGACAUCUCAGGCAUCAAGUUCUACUCGGCCGAGGAAGCACCGCAGAGGACGGGCGUGAAGAAGGCCCUGGCUGCGUACGAGUGGGAGGCCGGCUCGAGUCACCCGGCCAAGCUGGCUCAGUGGCUGCUGAGGAGCUGCGUGGAAAGGGGCGUGCAACUUUUCACGCAUUGCCCCGUGACGAGCAUCGCUGAGGUCUCCACGGAGGGUGCUCCGCGCAGGUGGCAGCUUACGACGCCUCGAGGCACGCUGAAAACAGACACCGUAAUCCAUUGCACGAACGCGCAUGUAUCCCACCUUCUGCCGCAGCUAUCCCCAUAUACAACGCCGAACAGAGCACAGGCUCAUGCCCUCGUGCCUCCGGCUGCUUUAUGCGGCGACAAGACGCUGCAAUCGACCAUGUCGCUGCGUCACGGGCUCAAACAUUUCUACAGCGUCGCUCAGAGACCAGCAGAUGGCAUCAUAAUCCUUGGUAGCUCGCGGGCGAAUCCCAAUCUGAGCAGAGAGACCAUGGAAGGGCUCGUCAGCGCGGAUGAUUCGAAGGGGUUUGAUUCUGAAAUCUUGGCUGAUGCCGUGUCUGAGUUUUGGGAUACGAUGCUUGAUGAUGAAGUCGAGGCACACCACGGUAUCAACGGAGGUGAGAAGCAGGUGAACGGCACUGACUCUACCAAGGGGCCCGAGGAUCAUGUGAACGGCGAUCUGGGGAGUGUACGGAAGGCAAAAAACAGGCCGUCCUUUCGACAUGGCGAGGGUCUCCUGCACGCAUGGACUGGCAUCAUCGGGCUGACCUCUGACUCGUGCCCCUAUAUUGGCCGAGUGCCUGGAUCAGAAGACCAAUGGGUUUGUGCCGGCUUCAACGGACACGGCAUGGCCCGGAUAUUCACAUGCGCACCCGGGCUGGUGAAGCUGAUUCAGGGCGGGAAAUGGAGCGACACUGGAUUGCCCGAAUGCUUCGAGUUGACGGACGAGAGGUUGGACAAGCUGAAGAUGAAUGCUGGUAAGGGUAGUGUUUGGUAG